This is a messenger RNA of Mycotypha africana, 2002 nucleotides long. RefSeq names its product coth protein-domain-containing protein. The record is from RefSeq and is a predicted model, not a curated record. The transcript has 4 exons. Lineage: Eukaryota; Fungi; Mucoromycota; Mucoromycetes; Mucorales; Mycotyphaceae. Bases 60 to 1904 code for a protein of 614 amino acids.
UAUUGAUGACCUUUCUUCGACUUUUGUUUCACUUCCCUCUUUACCUUUUAUACUAAGUAAUGGCUACUUCAAUUAUGAAAGGUCUAAUUAUCAUACUCCUUUCUCUGUGUUUCGCACAGGCCAAGAAAAUCAAAUACAGCGUAAUUGCAGAAGUACCUGAAGAUAACUCUCUAUUUAUGGCUGUUAUUGUAGACAAUGACAAAGUAUUCCCUUUGACCCACAAUAAAUAUGGCAUUCUUCACUUUGGCAAGGCUGCUGCUGCCAUUGAAAACUAUCAUUACGCUAUUAUCAAUAAUACCGGUAACAUCAUAAUAUCUGAACCUUUUCGAAGACAGCCAUAUGUCACCAGUAAAAGCACUGACGACUCAACGUUUUACGAGUUCUUCAACCGCUCUACUAAUAAAUACUCUGCAAAAAAACUACCCAAGCUAUUUGAUUAUCCGUCAAACGUUCAUAAAAUGACUUCAAAUCUACAUAGGUUAGACGAAAUACCUACCAUUCAUUUGUACGGAAAUCGAGAAGCGACUAGAAUAUUGCAUGCCAAAGAAAAUCAAUUGAAGAAUAUCGAAGUAAAGCUAAGCAUGACAUAUAUUAGCAUGAAAGAGGCAUACACCUUUCACAAUGUGAAGGUUUCAUUAGCUGGCUCCAGUUCACGAUUUGUACCCAAACUUUCUUACAAGCUUAAGCUUAUUGGAAAACGUGGAGACAAUUUGUUUGGUCACAGUCGACUCAAGUUACGUGCUUCUGGCUAUGAUCCUUCCUACUUGCGCGAAAAAAUAAGCCUUGAUUGUAUGGAAUCAGCAGGAGUGGCUGCUAGUGGUUAUUCAUUUGUUCGGUUGUUCAUAGAUAAUAAAGCCGUGGGACUAUUUGGCCUUAUUGAGUCUUAUCAAAAGCCUUGGGUUGCAAAUACAUUUGCUGGGGGAGACCCGAAAUAUGAGCCAGCAUACUUAUACCAAGCGAAAGGUUUUAUUCAAGAGACAGCUAACUCCUUUCUCACAAGUGAUCUGGUUUAUUUGAACAACCUUACAAAAUAUAGUCAAGGGCAAUACGAUAUUGAUGAUGGCCCAAUCAAUAAUAAGGUCGAAGACUAUAAAAAUUUGCAAGUAUUCACAAAGUUCAUUGAUAAAGCAAUUGAUGGACAAACGACGAUAGAAGAAUGGGAACAAAUCCUUGAUGUUGAUGGAUUUCUUCGUGCUAUGGCAUUAGAAAACCUUCUGGGGCUUUCUGAUUCUUAUAUGACAGUGGGCCAUAAUUUUUAUUUAUACCAGGAUCCAAGAGAGGGUGGUCGCUUCACUUAUAUUCCCAAUGAUCUGGACACUGCCGUAGGACUCACUGGUUAUUCUAUCGAAACAAUAACUAAUGGCAACUAUACCGAAUACCCCGGCAUUUCCUUACGUCCACUUACUAAAGCACUACUAACGUAUCCUCAAUACCGACGCCGGUACGAAGAUUUGCUUCUUACUUUGGCUGAUGGCCUAAUCAAUCCUACUGUAAUAUUCCCAUAUAUUGACAAUACGAGUGACAUGAUCCGAUCAGACGUAGAAUGGGAUCAAAAUUUGGAAAGAAAAGGACAACUGUUAAGAGUGAAUUUGCUACAGAAUGUAUUAAAUUUAACAGCAUUUAUUGAAUUCUUCCAUCGAAACCAGCCAGGUGCAGCGAUAAUUCUCGAUAAUUUGACUGAUUUGAUACCGAAUGCCACAUUCGACCAAGCUAUCAAUGGUCCAACACCACAUACAAGAAGUGAAAGCGUGAAGCCUUUUUUAAGUAAGAAAUACGAAGCUAUUAAGAAUUAUUUUAGCAAGAAGGAACAGUUACAACACUUCAUUUCGCAACCGAUAAACAGUCAUUACAAAUACUUCGAAGCUGUCGUUAGCAAUGGCCGUACAGCUGUUGAGAAAGUAUGAUUCUAUAUUUCUAUGCUAAUCCAAUUUAUAACUGAUACGGGAAGCAUAAUUAUAAAAAUUGAAUGGAAGAACAUUUUAUUCGAAUAUUAUGUAUAUGU